This is a messenger RNA of Rosa rugosa (rugosa rose), 1509 nucleotides long. RefSeq names its product UDP-glycosyltransferase 87A1-like. NCBI's taxonomy places the organism in Eukaryota, Viridiplantae, Streptophyta, Magnoliopsida, Rosales, Rosaceae. The record is from RefSeq and is a predicted model, not a curated record. The coding region runs from base 90 to 1445 and encodes 451 amino acids. Gene Ontology annotation, molecular function: UDP-glycosyltransferase activity. The transcript is spliced from 2 exons.
UUUGGUCUGAUGAGGUAUACAAAAUAAGGCCCCCACUGCACGUUCGUUCUCUAUUAAAUCUCUGUCCGAUUUCAUCAAACAAUUCCGACAUGGAUUCCGGCCGCAAACAACCAACCACCGUCUGCCACGUAGUGGCCAUGCCCUAUCCCGGCCGGGGCCACGUCAACCCCAUGAUGAACCUCUGCAAGUUGCUAGCUUUACAAAACAGCAACGUUCUCAUCACCUUCGUCGUCACAGAAGAGUGGCUCGGUUUCAUCGGUUCGGAACCAAAGCCGGACAACGUUGUCUUCGCCACAAUCCCCAACGUUAUCCCAUCGGAGCUGGUCCGCUCAGCCCACAUGGUUGACUUCUUCGAAGCUCUCAUGACCAAAAUGGAAGCUCCGUUUGAUCUGCUCGUGGAUCGGCUGGAGCCGCCGCCGAGUUUGAUACUGGGUGACACUUACCUGCCUUGGGCAGUUCGUGUCGGCAACCGGAGGAGGAUCCCGGCGGCGUCGUUUUGGCCGAUGUCGGCGUCCGUUUUCUCGGUGUUCCAACAUUUUCAUCUUCUUAAGGAAAAUGGUCAUUUCCCUAUUGACUUGUCGGAAAAGGGCAAUGACCGUGUGGAUUACAUCCCUGGAGUUUCUUCUACACCAAUCCAAGACUUUCCCCCUUUGAUGCAUGGAAAAAACCCAACUAUACUCCGUGUCGUUCUUGAAGCAUUUUCCUGGGUACCUAAAGCACAAUACCUCUUAUUCUCAUCCAUCUAUGAGCUUGAAACCGAAGUCAUUGACGUUUUAAGAUCAGAAUUCUCACUACCAAUUUACACAGUUGGCCCAUUAAUACCUUACUUCAAAGCUAAUGACCACCUGAGUAAUGUUGACCAUUCACAAUGGCUAGAUUCUCAACCUUGUAGCUCGGUCUUGUACAUCUCCAUGGGAAGCUUUUUGUCAGUUUCUAGUGCCCAAAUGGAUGAGAUUGCAGCUGGUUUGCACAAAAGCAGUGUCCGGUUCUUCUGGGUGGCUCGUGCUGAAACCGAUAGGUUACGAGAUGUUUGUGGUUGUAAGGGGUUAGUAGUGCCGUGGUGUGACCAAUUGAGUGUAUUGAACCAUUCUUCCAUAGGGGGUUUCUUGACACAUUGUGGGUGGAACUCAGUUAAAGAAGGUGUUUCCGCUGGUGUUCCUUUUCUUACCUUUCCAUUAAAUAUAGAUCAAGGUAUGAAUAGUAAGGCGAUUGUGGAGGAUUGGAAGAUUGGGUGGAGGGUGAAGAGUACUGAGGCUAAAAUAGAUCAUUUGGUGACGAGCGAGGAAAUUGCAGGGUUGGUGAAGAAAUUUAUGGAUUUGGAGGAUGGGGAAGGGAAAGACAUGAGGAGAAGAGCCAGAGAGUUUCAGCAGAUAUGUCAUGGUGCAAUUGCAGAGGGUGGAUCAUCUGAAAGUAACAUUAGCGCCUUCAUUAGUGACAUUUGUUAAGGCCAUGAGCAUUAAUAAAACUACUUUCCUGUUUAAUGUGAUAAGAGUAAAAGCUUGUAUUUCA